CACCUCAGGUGCUUCACACUUAUGUGACCUUGGGGAUCGGGGCAAUGGCUGGGAGCAGAAAUACCACGACUGUGACUGUAUUCAUCUUCCUGGGCUUUUCAGAUUAUCCCCAAAUACAAAUUGUCCUCUUUGUGGUAUUCCUGGGGAUCUACCUCAUGACUCUGGCCUGGAAUCUGGGCCUCAUCACACUGAUUCAGAUGGACUCACACCUCCACACACCUAUGUAUUUCUUCCUCAGCAACCUAUCCCUUGUAGACAUCUGCUACAGCUCUUCUACCACUCCCAAGAUGUUGGCAGACACCGUCGCAGAUCAGAAAACCAUUUCCUUCUUGGGUUGUGCUGUUCAAUAUUUUGUCUUUUGUGGCAUGGGGUUGACGGAAUGCUUCCUCCUGGCUGCUAUGGCAUAUGACCGCUAUGCUGCUGUGUGCAACCCACUCCUCUACACAGCCAUCAUGUCUCACACACUCUGUAUCAAGAUGGUGGGAGGAGCAUUUAUGGGUGGGUUUUUUAGCUCUCUGAUUGAAACCUACUCUGUCUAUAGUCAUCAGUUCUGUGGGCCUAACAUCAUCAAUCAUUUCUUCUGUGACCUUCCUCCUGUCCUGGCUUUAUCUUGCUCUGACACCUUUACUAGCCAGAUAGUGACGUUUCUUGUGGGGGUCAUUGUUGGGGUAAUGUCUGUCCUUGUGGUCCUCAGCUCUUAUAUUUAUAUUGUUGCUGCUGUCUUGAAGAUCAGCUCCACCAAAGGAAGGUCUAAGGCCUUUAGCACCUGUGCAUCUCACCUGACUGCUGUGACACUCUUCUAUGGCUCUGGCCUCUUCAUGUACAUGCGUCCCCGCUCCAGCCAUGCCCUGAGCAGGGACAAGAUGGUAUCAGUCUUCUAUGCAGUGGUGAUCCCUAUGGUAAACCCCAUAAUCUAUAGCCUUAGAAACAAGGAGAUUAAAAGUGCCAUGAUGAAAGUGAUUGAGAGGGAAUGUGGAAUUUCUCAUCACCCCACCUCCUUUUGA
Messenger RNA from Vombatus ursinus (common wombat), 1004 nucleotides. Its product is annotated as olfactory receptor 5A2-like. Gene Ontology annotation, cellular component: membrane. Lineage: Eukaryota; Metazoa; Chordata; Mammalia; Diprotodontia; Vombatidae. The record is from RefSeq and is a predicted model, not a curated record. The transcript has 2 exons. Gene Ontology annotation, molecular function: olfactory receptor activity; odorant binding; G protein-coupled receptor activity. Bases 45 to 1004 code for a protein of 319 amino acids. Gene Ontology annotation, biological process: G protein-coupled receptor signaling pathway; sensory perception of smell.